AUGCAACAAUUAGAAUCUUGCCCAUUGUUUUGUGGAAAUCAUGGAAGAUACAUACGAUAUAUAAAUAAAAAUGUCUCAUAUUUUUGUCAAUAUGAUCAAGGUUAUUCGGGUUUACAUUGUGAUAUCAAACAAACUUGUUCUUGUUCACCGGAUUCAUUUUGUCUUACUUCAUCUAUUUGUGUUUGUCCAUUGAAAAAAUAUGGUCCAAAAUGUUAUUUAAAACAUUCAAUUUGUCAAUCAUCAAAUAAUUCAUGUGAAAAUGAUGGACUUUGUGUGUCUAUUGAUGAUUGUAUUGCUAGUAACAAGUUUACAUGUCUGUGUAAAAAAAGCUUUUAUGGAAGUGGAUGUGAAAAUGCUAAAAACAGAAUUUAUAUUAAAUUAGAUGAAAAAAUACUUGAAGGAACAACAGCUAUAUUUGUACAUUAUAUCACUGCAUUUGAAGAUUCCAAACAUCAACAUAUAACAACAUUGAAAAAGAUCAAAUAUAACGAAGUUGUAAUUACACUCUUUGUCACUUAUCCAUUUAAUAUUCUCACUGCUGAAUUAUUCAAUAAAAAUUAUUAUUUACUUAUUCAUGAUUGUCAAGGUUAUAGUGAUUGUGAAAAUGGUGGUCAAUGUUUUCAAGACAAUGCUACAUGUCCUAGUGUAUCAGUAUGUAGUUGUCCAGAUUGCUAUUAUGGAACGAAAUGUCAAUUUUCAACAAAAGAUUUUGUUUUAUCACUUGAUUAUAUUCUUCGUUAUCAUAUUAAACCAAAUAUUUUAAUUUUUCAACAACCAUUAAUUGUUACAAUGAGUAUGGUACUCACAACAGUAAUGUUCAUUUUUGGAUCGAUCAGUGCUUUUCUAUCUAUUUCGACAUUUCGCAUGAAGAAAACAAGAGAUGUGGGUUGCGGAUUUUAUUUAUUAGUUUCUUCAUGGAUUUCAAUAUUCAUUGUAAGUGUAUUGAUCAUCAAAUUUUGGCAAUUAGUUUUAUCUCAAAUGACUAUUCUUACGAAUCGAUCAUUGCUUACUUUAAAUUGUAUACUAUUAGAUAUGAUUCUUCAAGUUCUUUUAGCUUCAAAUGAUUGGCUUGAUGCAUGUGUCUCUAUUGAACGAAUAUUUACUGUUUUCAUAGGUGUUAAAUUUAAUAAAUCUAAAAGUAAAAAAAUAGCUAAAUGGAUAACUUUAAGUGUCAUUCUAUUAACACUUAUAACUCAUGUUCAUAUUCCUGUACAUCGUCGUUUAAUUGAUGAUAUUGGCAAUGAUAAACAACGAACUUGGUAUUUAGUUGAAUACUCUUCUUCAAUUCAUAUAUUCAACACAUUUAUUACUCUCGUACAUUUUCUUAUUCCAUUUACAAUUAAUUUAAUUUCGAUUUUGUUCAUUAUCAUCUUAAUAGCUCGUUUUCGUUUAAGUUCGCAACCAGCAUUAUCAUUCAGAAAACAUUUACAAUUACAAGCCAAACAAAAUAAACAUCAUCUGAUUGCAUCAUGUGCAUUGGUAUUUUUAGCAUUACCACGCUUAAUCAUAUCAUUUAUUACAGGAUGUAUGAAAUUACCACGUUAUUCAUGGUUAUUUCUUAUUGGUUAUUUAAUUUCAUUUUUACCAUCAAUGAUGACAUUUAUUGCAUAUAUUUUACCUUCAGAAACAUAUAAAGAUGCAUUUAAAAGUGCUAUGCAGCCAAUCAUUGAAUGCUUACGUAUAAAUAUUAAUUGA
Messenger RNA from Rotaria sp. Silwood2, 1695 nucleotides. NCBI's taxonomy places the organism in Eukaryota, Metazoa, Rotifera, Eurotatoria, Philodinida, Philodinidae. The record is from the annotation of a GenBank genome assembly.